GCGGCGGGCGGACCGCCCCGCCUCCGCCGGGCCCCCGCUGCCAUGGCAACGCCGCGCCGCUGAGCUUGGGGCCGAGCGGCCGCGGCUCCUCCGGACAGCGGCAGCGGCACAGACUUGGACUCAGAUGCCUGCAGCCCUGCUGCUUCAGGAGAAGCUGUCCGCCCCAGAGAGCUGCUCGCAACUGGGGGUAAGGCUGCUCCUACACCCACGACCCAUCUGGACCACAUCCUGUGAACGAGCACAGCACAGUCAAUCCCAAAGGCCUCACCAGUGCUCUAACACUGGUGCAAAAAAUAAACAGGAGACAACAGGCCUCAUUAAUAAACAAAGGAAUGAAGAUGACUUCGGCCAAGAAACUGCCAUCAAAUCCGAACACUGAGCAAAACCAGUCUCCUCACCUGCCUCUCUGCGCAGAUCCUGGCAAUCCAGUGUUUUCCUGUAUGCUGGACCCCAAAACACUCAUGAUCAAUGGUUCUUUGACAAAGCCUCAGGUUUUACUGUUUAAAACAACAUCAAGCGAAUACGGUGCUAUACCACCUGUCUCACAGAUGGUACCCUGUACUUAUCAUCCAGUGGAUCAAACCUUUUCAAAUCACUUACUCACUUGUGGGUCAUUUCAAGAUAGUUCUUUAAACACUACCAUUGACAGAAGUAGAGUAUAUGACUACCCCAAUUUACAGCAUACUCUGUAAAAAUGCAUCUCCAUCUUUUUGUCAUAAACUUAGACUAGACACUUAGCUUUAAGAAAACAAAUCUGACUUAUUUCAGUCAUUCUGGGAAUAACUGUCAAUAUCUGAUUUUGGUUUUGCUAGGUUGAAUAAGAUCUAUCAAAAAGGAUGUGACCUAUUUGAUGAUACACUUCUCUCAACCCCAUAAAAAUAAAACUUUUGA
Messenger RNA from Grus americana (Whooping crane), 891 nucleotides. It is a transcript of the gene PIERCE2, whose product is annotated as piercer of microtubule wall 2. Bases 333 to 692 code for a protein of 119 amino acids. Gene Ontology annotation, cellular component: axonemal microtubule. Gene Ontology annotation, biological process: axoneme assembly. The record is from RefSeq and is a predicted model, not a curated record. Lineage: Eukaryota; Metazoa; Chordata; Aves; Gruiformes; Gruidae. The transcript is spliced from 3 exons.